AUGUCAGAUCAAUCCUCAGAUUCGAAUACUGGUGGAACUGGUGGUAAUAACCCAGGAAGUAAUCGACGACAAUACUACUGUCACUCAUGUAAUAGAAAUAUAGAGCCGUUGAUGGCUCCAGAACUUACUUGCCCUAACUGCAAUGAGGGGUUCGUGGAAGAGAUUGGAGAAAAUAACGAUCCAAGGGACUUUGCUGAACCGGGGAUGGGUCACGAGACUGACGAAGAAUAUGACGAUAACACGACUUUUACAGCAACAGGAAAUCCACCGAAUGGAAAUGAAGUUGUACAGCUUAUUCAGAAUAUGUUGCAACAAUUACUUCAAACCGGACCUAAUAAUCAAUUUCGAGUACUGCAGACGGAGACUAAUGGAAAUACUACUACAACAACAAUAACAGCACAAACAUCGGGUGAUGAACAAGAAGGCCAACAACGUCCAAACAUUUUCUUCGCAAUGGGUAGUGGUGGCACAGAAAUUGGCGAUGGUCGAGCACCUCUUCAUGGUUUUGCGCAAAUAUUCGCGAGAGCAUUAGACGGCCAAAACAAUGCAGCAAACAUUUUUAAUUUAUUUAACAUAAACGGUGAUCCUAGAGAUUAUGCUUGGGGUUCUACAGGAUUUGAUAACAUUAUUUCGCAGUUGAUGGAACAACAAGCUGGGAGGCAAGCACCACCACCAGCAACUGAGGAAAUUAUCAAUAAUUUACCAACGACAAAGAUUACAAAAAAGCAAGUCGCGGAAGAACAAUUGGAUUGCCCUGUCUGCAAAGAUGAAUUUAAUGUAGAUGAAGAGGCUCUAAGUUUGCCUUGUACUCAUUGUUUUCAUAAGGAUUGCGUAGCGCGAUGGUUAAAAGUUAGUGGAACUUGCCCAGUAUGUCGGUAUUCAUUGGUUAAUCAGGGAAACAGUCAGCAAAAUGAUCAAAACCACAAUAAUGGUAACAAUGGCACUGGAUCAUCGAGGUAA
Messenger RNA from Dentiscutata erythropus, 960 nucleotides. The record is from the annotation of a GenBank genome assembly. NCBI's taxonomy places the organism in Eukaryota, Fungi, Glomeromycota, Glomeromycetes, Diversisporales, Gigasporaceae.